AUCUGUGGUUUCAGGUGUCUACUGGGGAUCUUGGAACAUAUGCCCCUCGGAUAAGGGGAACUACUAUAUACAAGAUUAAAUAAGGUCACUUAAAAUUCAUUUAUAAAAUUAUGUCCUAAAAUAUUUGUACCAGUAACAAGAUAUAUUCAAAUUAUUUUAUCUAAUAAAAAUUAACAUGUUUUAUUUUCUAAUAAAAGUUAAAAUAUGUUAGCAGUCUAUACCACUUCUUUAAUUACAUGGAAAAAGUUACAUUAUGAUGUCUAAUUAAUAAAUAGUUAUUUAUAAUUACUGCCAAAAGUCAAAAACCAGUUUGAUACUUACAUCUUAAAUACCAUGCCUUUUUAUACCCUUUUCUUUAUAAAUAACUUGUAAUUUAACCUUCAAAUUAUACUGCAUUACUUUAAAUUAAAUAAUGAGAGUACGUAUGUAUAACUUGCUUUGAAAAUAAAUGAAUUAUGAAAGCUACACUAUUUAAAACUUGAGAACUUUCAAUAAUACCUUAUACAAUAUAUUCCAUAAUUACUUUUUAAUAAAUUUUUAUAAUAUUACUGUAAAUUGUGGGUUUAGGGACCGACAGUUCAACUAUUAGCAAAAUAAUCUUUUAGCAUAACAAAAAUUGGAACAUCUAAAUCUCUUAGAACUUGUCUUAGCCCAUUUAUAUAGUAAGUACUACAUAAUUGCUAGCUGUCAUUACCUGUUACUGUUGUAGCUAUUGUUGUUAGCCUCAUUAUCAUCAGCAUCAUCUGAGUAAUUAAGUAAAGUUGGCAAACAACUUUAUCUUUCCUACUUUUAAAAUUUAACCCCAGUGUUUGCUCCCAAACUAAGUAGAACUCUCUAAAAUGAAAGUUCUGACACUGGAAAGUUCCACAGCGAACAUGAGCACUACAGUGAACAAAGGGGCUCCUAUGGUUAAGGGUCAUGAACCAACCUUGUGCACAACCACACACAAACACGCAUACACUUAUUUUCUGUUCAUCAAAGGAAAAGUAAUCCUGUAACAUUUCCCCCACCUUGCUUCCUAUUCCAAAAUAAACUGCAGAUGAAGAUUAAAAUCUAAACACAAAUACUUAAUGUAGGAAAAAAUGCAGGAUAAUAUUUUUACAAUUUCAGUAUGCAUAUGCAGAAGGACUUCUUAAUCAGAAAAUAAAGAUACAGUAUAAACAAAAAGAAAGUUAAACAAAGAUAAAUUAUAAGCAACAGGGUUCCUACAAGUGACAAUGAUGCUGAACAUCACCAGUAAUCAUGAACUUGAAAAAGAAAAGACAAAAUAGAUCAUGCUCCCCUCCCCAUCAGAUUGGUAAAAUUUUAAAUGAGUGCUGGGAAAAUACAUACACAUAAGCAUUGCUAGUGAGAAGGUAAGUUGGCAUUUUAGAAAGUUGAUGAGAUAGUAUCUAUAAAUUUGAAAUGUAUAUACAUAGCAAAUUCACAAUGGGGACAGAUUCAUUAUACAAAAAUACUUCGGCAUGCCCCAAAGUAUAAAUAUGUUAGGACAGCCAUUGAAUUCUAUUGUUUGUAGUAAAUUGUUUUAGUCCAAACACUAAUUCCUCUGUAGCAAACAUAGGAUCUAAUAAAAUGGAUUAUGUGUGGAAAUCAGUCCUCUUUAGAAACCUAAAGGACCAAGUGUAUCCUGAUUAAAAAGAUAAAACGCUUUCUUUCUUUCUUUUUGUUUUUGUUUUUUUGUUUGUUUGUUUCGAGACAGAGACUCGCUCUGUUGCCAGGCUGGAGUGCAGUGGUGUGAUCUCGGCUCACUGCAACCUCUGCCUCCCGGGUUUAAGCGAUUCUCAUGCAUCAGUCUCCCGUGCAGCUGGGACUACAGGCGCACGCCACCACACCCAGCUAAUUUUUGUAGUUUAAGUAGAGACGGGGUUUCACCAUGUUGGCCAGGAUGGUCUCAAUCUCUUGACCUCAUGAUCCACCUGCCUCAGUCUCCCAAAGUGCUUUUUGAUAAUUUUGAGAAAUGAUGGAAGCAUAUUAGAAUGAAAACAACCUGAGGAUGUGCUUUUAUCUUUGUAUAUUCAAAUAUUUUUUCUCAUUAAAAAGCAGAAAGUCCGGGUAUGAUGGUUCAUGCCUGUAACCCUAACACUUUGCGGGGCCAAGAUAGGAAGAUCCCUUGAGGCCAGGACUUUGAGGCUAGCCUGAGCAACAUAGUAGGACCCUGUCUCUAUAAAAAGCUUAAGAAAAAAAUUAGCGGGGCGUGGUGGAGUGCACCUGUAGUCUUAGCUAUUUGGGAGGCUGAGAUGGGAGGAUCACUUGAGCCUAGGAGUUCAAGGCUGCACUGAGCUAUGAUCUAACCACUGUACUCCAGCCUGGGCUCUGAAAAAAAAAAAAAAUAUAUAUACACACACACACACACACACACACACACACACGUUAGUGGGAUAGCACAAUGAGAAAAACUCCGCUCUUUGAUCACUGAGUACAUCUCUGUAGAUAUAUAUUUCCUUCACUGCAGAUUUUGCCCAAGAUACUUCGUCAAAGACAAAGCCAGUACACCCUCUAAUAGGGUGAAUAUGGUUAUGCCACCUACUGAGCUUGUUUUUGAUACUAGUUAAUAUGUAACCAGAUGAAAUUGUCAUUAUCGUCACUGUCAGGACUAUGGGAAGCUUAAGUGUUCUCUUUUCAAGGACAAUGUGUGCUAACUGUACAAUUGGUACAAUUAAAUAAGUUAUAUUCAGUUCCUGGGAAGCACUAUAGCAAUACAAGGAGAAAAUUUGAUUCUAUUUAUUUUUGUUAAGGCCCACCUACCUCCUAAUCCUAAUUUCUCUCAUUUCCCAAAUAUUCCUUGUUUGUUCUUACUGUUAUGUGUUUUCCUGUAUUUUGCUCUUCUACUUUCUUUUCCAUGGACUAUCUUUUUCCCUUCCUUUUUUUCUGCUCUACCCCUUUACCUCAGCUUUCUAGCAGUAUUUGCUAAAUACUUCAAAACUGUAUAGAACUUGUUCAAAUUGUGCGCUCCCUUUUCUGUCAAGAACUUGCUACUCAGGUAACCCAAUUGGUGAUUUUUCCUGGAAACACUGAUGGAUGCUGUUCCUAUAGCGAAACCCAGAACAGAGAUGAAAUAGAUGUCAUCCUCAGCCAUUAGCAUUCAAACUAUAAAGAUUAAUUUACACUGGUAUAGUAAGGAUCAGAAUGUCAAAGCUGUGUUACACCUAGCAUCUUGUAUGAAACUACCCCAUGAAGGUGAGACCACAGAUAUUAUUGCCCCACUAUUGGCAUGAAAGCUGAGGCUCAGAGCAGUUAACUGAGUUACCCAGGACCACACAGCUAAGUUAGAAGUAGGGCUCAGGUGUCCUGGCAACUAACUGGUCCAGUUAUUUUUUCUCUCAAGCUCGUUUUCCCUCUCCUAAAGAAUAGGAGGCUCUGUCGUGGCGAAAGGCGAUUUUAGUAAUACUUUCCUUUUUAUCUGUGAUUAUAAUGAAUGUGACAUCUCUCCCAUUAAGGAUCAUUCCUCCACCCACAUUCUUAAUACAUCUGCUGCAUGCAUCCUUCAGAGACCUCCCUCUGGGAUCAUUCCUUCUCACUCCAAAAAGCUCAACUUCUCCCCUGUCAUUUGUACCUCCCACUCAGCAUUUUUAGAAGCAAUAUUUCAUUCAAAUUUAUUCAAGUUUAUUUCCACCUAAAGAAAUAUUCCUUUCACCCUGGCAUCUCCAUCAGGUACUGCCCUGUUGUUUUUCUCCCCUUCAGACAAACUGCCAAACUGGCUCUAGUUCCUCACAUUCCCCAUCCCCCUCAGCAAGCUUCUGCCCCACACCGGCACUGAAACAGCUGAAUCCCAAUGUCCUUGUCCUUAAACCCAGCAGAAAAAAAAAAUCAAUCAAUUAUUUGAUUUCACAGCGGCACUUGACAUGGGUAGCCAGGAAUUAUCUUAUCAAUGACAACCUUUACAGAUCAUCUUUGUAAUUUAUCAUGAGGCAUCAAAUGAAUGCUAUUAACAUUAAUCCCUCCUAUUUUAAGUCAUUAAUCCAAGUAAAUGCUCACUUAUUUCUAGCGUCUUAGAAACCAUUUAAAUUAUGUUACAUUAUGAAUCAAUACAUUAUAAAAUUAUACCAUCAUUUGUAAUAAUUUUUAAAAAUGUGUGCUAUUAACAUUGAUGCCUUGGUAUAAAGUCAUGAUCAUUCUGGUCUAGUAGCAAUCUUCUAUUGACUAUUCUCUUACUAAAGCGGUCCCUUCCGUGGGACUCAGAGACCUCACACUCUCCUGCCUGUGUUUCUUCCUCUCUAAUUGGCCCUUCUUGCUCCACUUGGGUGCUCCUGCCCAUUGCCUAGACAAGAGCAUUCCCUGUAACUCUGUCUUGGGCUCUUUUUCUCUUUUCAUCAACAUCUUUUACCUGGGUAUUAUCAUCCAUUUCCAUGGCAUCAGCUUGCCCAAUAAACUGAUAAAUCCAUAGUCUCUAUAAGUACAGCAGAUCUCAUCAAACUAGUGGCAUUCAGACUGCUUUAACUUUAACCAAAAAUAAGGGAUUUUGUACAUGUUCAAUAAGCAGUUCCCACUGUAACACUGUAAUCACAUUUUCACAAUUGUGACCUAGGACACUUAGAGUAAAGGAUACAGAUGAUUGAGAUAGAAAUAGUGACAAAGAAAAAUAAGGUUAGGAUAUAGAUUUUAAUGCUGUAACAGACCUCAAAAUACAAUGGCUUAACUAAGAGAAUGCAUUUCUCUGUCACAUAAAGGUCCCAACUGGCGUAGACUUUUGAUGACUCAAGGGCUCAGGCUGUGCCUGGUUUGUGGUUCUGCCUUCCUUAACACAUGGCUUCCAUCUGAUGAGCUACAGCAGUACCUAUCACUACAGUCAGCAUGUCCACAUUCCAGCCUGGGCAAGGAAGAAAGGGGAAGCGCAGAACUGUACCCUUCCUUUUUUAAGUCAUGAACUGCAAGUUGCAUGUAUCACUUCCACUUGCCCUCCAGUCACCAGAACUUAGUCAUAUGCCAUACCCAGCUUCAAGGGAGUGGGUUAAAAAAAUAGAAGUCAACUAGGCAGUCUGCACCCAGCAAAGGAUCGGGAGUUCUAUUAUUAAAGCAGAAUUGGAGAAGUGGUAACAGGAAACAACCACCAGCCUCUGCUGCAUGUAUAUGAAACAGAUGUUUCCCAAAUCACUAUUCUCACUUAUUCUGUCUGAUACACUGUAUUUUUUAUUAUAUUCUCUUUCAUUUUUUAAAAUCCUGGUCAUGACUCACAGGACAUGAUGUUACAACCCACUUAGAUGCUAACACCAUAAUCUGAAAAAUAUUACCUAUAUUAUGUCUAAUAUUGGCCACUUGAAGUAUGGCUAGCCUAAAUUGAUCUAUGUUGUAAGUAUAAAAUUCACACCAGCUUGUGAAAACAAAUUAUGAAAAAAAAGUCUUUAAGAUAUCAUUAACAAUUUUAUAUUGGCUAAAUGUUGAAAUGAUCAUAUUUUGGAUAUAUUGGAUUAAAUAAAAUACACUAUUAAAAUUAAUUUAAUGUUUCUCUUUAUGUGGUUACUAGAAAAUUUAAAAUUUAAAAUUACACAGGGCGAUCACAUUCUAUUUCUAGUAGACCACACUGCUGUAAGCUCAAGAUUCAAAUGUCAAACUCCUGUGAAUAUUAAUACGUGAAUAUCCCACAAGCACUUACUCCAUCUUCCCAACCCUCAGCCCUUCUGUCCUCCUUCUGCUCCCACCAAUCUGUGUUUCUUCUGUUUCACUCACCCAGCUAAAGGCAACACAAUUCACUCAGUGACGAGCCAGGAAAAUGGAAAGACACAUUUUCCUUUAUUCCUCACAUUCAUAUAUUCACUGAGCACUAUAAUUACCUCUUAAAUAUGAUAUAAAUCUGCAAGCUCUUUUCAAUACCACCACAAAUUCCAUAGUUCAAAAUGCCAUCAGCUUUCACCUAUAUUAUUACACCAGCUCCCAUCUGGUCUUCCUGCAUCCUGGAUCACCUCUUUCUAGCUGCCCUUUCAAAUUUCAAUAAGAGCAAGCUUUCCAGGAAACAAACCUGAAGUCAAUCCACUGAGUACUCCUCUGAAUACCUUAAUAUUGUUGACAAAUUCCUUUCUGAUUUGAAGCAUCAGAAAGGAAUAUUUCCUCCAUACCAAAUAGUUUUCAUUUCAUGCAUGUGCCGUGAUUCUUCUCCCUCCCAGACCUUUGCAUCUGUCAUUCGUUAUGCUUAGAAAGCUCUUUUCAUCUCUUUGUUCUUCAAGACAACCACUACUCAUACUUCAGAGCUUAAUUUACAUUUUGCUUUCCCUCAAAAUUUUUUUAAAAGGUUCCAGGUCUGGGUUAUGUGCCCUCUUGUGUGCUCCCAGAGCAUCCUGAACUUCUGCAAUAAUAUGUUUGGCUACUGUAUUUUAUACAGUAGUUUUAUAUUGUAUUUUAUAUUGUAUUUUAUACAGUAGUUGUUAUAUUGUAUUUUAUACAGUAGUUGUUUUUCUGUCUGUUUUUCUGUCUGUUUUUGCCCCAACAAGAAUGUAAAAUCUUUAAGUGCCUGUUUUCAUACUUAUUUGACCACCCUAUCUCUAGAAUAUUGCAUGAUGUCUAGCCCUAGUAGGAUCAAAAAAUACUUACAAAGCAACUGAAUAGCUACAUGAAUAGAUGGAUGAAUAAAUGCAUGGGUGGAUGGAUGGAUUAAUGAAAUCAUUUAUAUGACUUAAAGUUUGCAGAGGAGUAUCAUAUUUGGAAGGCAGUAAGGAAGUCUGUGUAGUCGAUGGUAAAGGCAAUUGGGAAGUUUGUUAGGCACAAUAGGUCAAAAUUUGUUUUUGAAGUCCUGUUACUUCACGUUUCUUUGUUUCACUUUCUUAAAACAGGAAACUCUUUUCUAUGAUCAUUCUUCCAGGGCCUGGCUCUUCAUCUGCAAUCCAGUAAUAUCCCUAAUGUCAAAAAGCUACUGGUUUAAUUCAUGCCAUUUUCAAAGAAGACUACUGAAUUCUGAUGUGGCUUCAAACAUUUAGGUUAGGCAUAUCUAAUGGAGAACUUGCAGCCACACUGACUUGUAGUGAAAUAUCUAUUUUGAGCCUGCCCAGUGUUGCUUAAAUUGUAGUUUUCCUUGCCAGCUAUUCAUACAAGAGAUGUGAGAAGCACCAUAAAAGGCGUUGUGAGGAGUUGUGGGGGAGUGAGGGAGAGAAGAGGUUGAAAAGCUUAUUAGCUGCUGUACGGUGAAAGUGAGCUCUUACGGGAAUGGGAAUGUAGUUUUAGCCCUCCAGGGAUUCUAUUUAGCCCGCCAGGAAUUAACCUUGACUAUAAAUAGGCCAUCAAUGACCUUUGCAGAGAAUGUUCAGAGACCUCAACUUUGUUUAGAGAUCUUGUGUGGGUGGAACUUCCUGUUUGCACACAGAGCAGCAUAAAGCCCAGUUGCUUUGGGAAGUGUUUGGGACCAGAUGGAUUGUAGGGAGUAGGGUACAAUACAGUCUGGUCUCCUCCAGCUCCUUCUUUCUGCAACAUGGGGAAGAACAAACUCCUUCAUCCAAGUCUGGUUCUUCUCCUCUUGGUCCUCCUGCCCACAGAUGCCUCAGUCUCUGGAAAACCGCAGUAUAUGGUUCUGGUCCCCUCCCUGCUCCACACUGAGACCACUGAGAAGGGCUGUGUCCUUCUGAGCUACCUGAAUGAGACAGUGACUGUAAGUGCUUCCUUGGAGUCUGUCAGGGGAAACAGGAGCCUCUUCACUGACCUGGAGGCGGAGAAUGACGUACUCCACUGUGUCGCCUUCGCUGUCCCAAAGUCUUCAUCCAAUGAGGAGGUAAUGUUCCUCACUGUCCAAGUGAAAGGACCAACCCAAGAAUUUAAGAAGCGGACCACAGUGAUGGUUAAGAACGAGGACAGUCUGGUCUUUGUCCAGACAGACAAAUCAAUCUACAAACCAGGGCAGACAGUGAAAUUUCGUGUUGUCUCCAUGGAUGAAAACUUUCACCCCCUGAACGAGUUGAUUCCACUAGUAUACAUUCAGGAUCCCAAAGGAAAUCGCAUCGCACAAUGGCAGAGUUUCCAGUUAGAGGGUGGCCUCAAGCAAUUUUCUUUUCCCCUCUCAUCAGAGCCCUUCCAGGGCUCCUACAAGGUGGUGGUACAGAAGAAAUCAGGUGGAAGGACAGAGCACCCUUUCACCGUGGAGGAAUUUGUUCUUCCCAAGUUUGAAGUACAAGUAACAGUGCCAAAGAUAAUCACCAUCUUGGAAGAAGAGAUGAAUGUAUCAGUGUGUGGCCUAUACACAUAUGGGAAGCCUGUCCCUGGACAUGUGACUGUGAGCAUUUGCAGAAAGUAUAGUGACGCUUCCGACUGCCACGGUGAAGAUUCACAGGCUUUCUGUGAGAAAUUCAGUGGACAGCUAAACAGCCAUGGCUGCUUCUAUCAGCAAGUAAAAACCAAGGUCUUCCAGCUGAAGAGGAAGGAGUAUGAAAUGAAACUUCACACUGAGGCCCAGAUCCAAGAAGAAGGAACAGUGGUGGAAUUGACUGGAAGGCAGUCCAGUGAAAUCACAAGAACCAUAACCAAACUCUCAUUUGUGAAAGUGGACUCACACUUUCGACAGGGAAUUCCCUUCUUUGGGCAGGUGCGCCUAGUAGAUGGGAAAGGCGUCCCUAUACCAAAUAAAGUCAUAUUCAUCAGAGGAAAUGAAGCAAACUAUUACUCCAAUGCUACCACGGAUGAGCAUGGCCUUGUACAGUUCUCUAUCAACACCACCAACGUUAUGGGUACCUCUCUUACUGUUAGGGUCAAUUACAAGGAUCGUAGUCCCUGUUACGGCUACCAGUGGGUGUCAGAAGAACACGAAGAGGCACAUCACACUGCUUAUCUUGUGUUCUCCCCAAGCAAGAGCUUUGUCCACCUUGAGCCCAUGUCUCACGAACUACCCUGUGGCCAAACUCAGACAGUCCAGGCACAUUAUAUUCUGAAUGGAGGCGCCCUGCAGGGGCUGGAGAAGCUCUCCUUCUAUUAUCUGAUAAUGGCAAAGGGAGGCAUUGUCCGAACUGGGACUCAUGGACUGCUUGUGAAGCAGGAAGACAUGAAGGGCCAUUUUUCCAUCUCAAUCCCUGUGAAGUCAGACAUUGCUCCUGUUGCUCGGUUGCUCAUCUAUGCUGUUUUACCUACCGGGGACGUGAUUGGGGAUUCUGCAAAAUAUGAUGUUGAAAAUUGUCUGGCCAACAAGGUGGAUUUGAGCUUCAGCCCAUCACAAAGUCUCCCAGCCUCACACGCCCACCUGCGAGUCUCAGCGGCUCCUCAGUCCGUCUGCGCCCUCCGUGCUGUGGACCAAAGCGUGCUGCUCAUGAAGCCUGAUGCUGAGCUCUCGGCGUCCUCAGUUUACAACCUGCUACCAGAAAAGGACCUCACUGGCUUCCCUGGGCCUUUGAAUGACCAGGACGAUGAAGACUGCAUCAAUCGUCAUAAUGUCUAUAUUAAUGGAAUCACAUAUACUCCAGUAUCAAGUACAAAUGAAAAGGAUAUGUACAGCUUCCUAGAGGACAUGGGCUUAAAGGCAUUCACCAACUCAAAGAUUCGUAAACCCAAAAUGUGUCCACAGCUUCAACAGUAUGAAAUGCAUGGACCUGAAGGUCUACGUGUAGGUUUUUAUGAGUCAGAUGUAAUGGGAAGAGGCCAUGCACGCCUGGUGCAUGUUGAAGAGCCUCACACGGAGACCGUACGAAAGUACUUCCCUGAGACAUGGAUCUGGGAUUUGGUGGUGGUAAACUCAUCAGGUGUGGCUGAGGUAGGAGUAACAGUCCCUGACACCAUCACUGAGUGGAAGGCAGGGGCCUUCUGCCUGUCUGAAGAUGCUGGACUUGGUAUCUCUUCCACUGCCUCUCUCCGAGCCUUCCAGCCGUUCUUUGUGGAGCUCACAAUGCCUUACUCUGUGAUUCGUGGAGAGGCCUUCACACUCAAGGCCACAGUCCUAAACUACCUUCCCAAAUGCAUCUGGGUCAGUGUGCAGCUGGAAGCCUCUCCUGCCUUCCUAGCUGUCCCAGUGGAGAAGGAACAAGCGCCUCACUGCAUCUGUGCAAACGGGCGGCAAACUGUGUCCUGGGCAAUAACCCCAAAGUCAUUAGGAAAUGUGAAUUUCACUGUGAGCGCAGAGGCACUAGAGUCUCAAGAGCUGUGUGGGACUGAGGUGCCUUCAGUUCCUGAACACGGAAAGAAAGACACAGUCAUCAAGCCUCUGUUGGUUGAACCUGAAGGACUAGAGAAGGAAACAACAUUCAACUCCCUACUUUGUCCAUCAGGUGGUGAGGUUUCUGAAGAAUUAUCCCUGAAACUGCCACCAAAUGUGGUAGAAGAAUCUGCCCGAGCUUCUGUCUCAGUUUUGGGAGACAUAUUAGGCUCUGCCAUGCAAAACACACAAAAUCUUCUCCAGAUGCCCUAUGGCUGUGGAGAGCAGAAUAUGGUCCUCUUUGCUCCUAACAUCUAUGUACUGGAUUAUCUAAAUGAAACACAGCAGCUUACUCCAGAGAUCAAGUCCAAGGCCAUUGGCUAUCUCAACACUGGUUACCAGAGACAGUUGAACUACAAACACUAUGAUGGCUCCUACAGCACCUUUGGGGAGCGAUAUGGCAGGAACCAGGGCAACACCUGGCUCACAGCCUUUGUUCUGAAGACUUUUGCCCAAGCUCGAGCCUACAUCUUCAUCGAUGAAGCACACAUUACCCAAGCCCUCAUAUGGCUCUCCCAGAGGCAGAAGGACAAUGGCUGUUUCAGGAGCUCUGGGUCACUGCUCAACAAUGCCAUAAAGGGAGGAGUAGAAGAUGAAGUGACCCUCUCCGCCUAUAUCACCAUCGCCCUUCUGGAGAUUCCUCUCACAGUCACUCACCCUGUUGUCCGCAAUGCCCUGUUUUGCCUGGAGUCAGCCUGGAAGACAGCACAAGAAGGGGACCAUGGCAGCCAUGUAUAUACCAAAGCACUGCUGGCCUAUGCUUUUGCCCUGGCAGGUAACCAGGACAAGAGAAAGGAAGUACUCAAGUCACUUAAUGAGGAAGCUGUGAAGAAAGACAACUCAGUCCAUUGGGAGCGCCCUCAGAAACCCAAGGCACCAGUGGGGCAUUUUUACGAACCCCAGGCUCCCUCUGCUGAGGUGGAGAUGACAUCCUAUGUGCUCCUCGCUUAUCUCACGGCCCAGCCAGCCCCAACCUCGGAGGACCUGACCUCUGCAACCAAGAUCGUGAAGUGGAUCACGAAGCAGCAGAACGCCCAGGGCGGUUUCUCCUCUACCCAGGACACAGUGGUGGCUCUCCAUGCUCUGUCCAAAUAUGGAGCAGCCACAUUUACCAAGACUGGGAAGGCUGCACAGGUGACUAUCCAGUCUUCAGGGACAUUUUCCAGCAAAUUCCAAGUGGACAACAACAACCGCCUGUUACUGCAGCAGGUCUCAUUGCCAGAGCUGCCUGGGGAAUACAGCAUGAAAGUGACAGGAGAAGGAUGUGUCUACCUCCAGACAUCCUUGAAAUACAAUAUUCUCCCAGAAAAGGAAGAGUUCCCAUUUGCUUUAGGGGUGCAGACUCUGCCUCAAACUUGUGAUGAACCCAAAGCCCACACCAGCUUCCAAAUCUCCCUAAGUGUCAGUUACACAGGGAGCCGCUCUGCCUCCAACAUGGCGAUCGUUGAUGUGAAGAUGGUCUCUGGCUUCAUUCCCCUGAAGCCAACAGUGAAAAUGCUUGAAAGAUCUAACCAUGUGAGCCGGACAGAAGUCAGCAGCAACCAUGUCUUGAUUUACCUGGAUAAGGUGUCAAAUCAGACACUGAGCUUGUUCUUCACGGUUCUGCAAGAUGUCCCAGUAAGAGAUCUGAAACCAGCCAUAGUGAAAGUCUAUGAUUACUACGAGACGGAUGAGUUUGCAAUUGCUGAGUACAAUGCUCCUUGCAGCAAAGAUCUUGGAAAUGCUUGAAGACCACAAGGCUGAAAAGUGCUUUGCUAGAGUCCUGUUCUCAGAGCUCCACAGAAGACACGUGUUUUUGUAUCUUUAAAGACUUGAUGAAUAAACACUUUUUCUGGUCAA
Molecule: messenger RNA, 11929 nt
Organism: Pan troglodytes (chimpanzee)
Lineage: Eukaryota; Metazoa; Chordata; Mammalia; Primates; Hominidae
Gene: A2M
Product: alpha-2-macroglobulin
Exons: 36
Coding region: 7394-11818 (1474 amino acids)
Cellular component (GO): extracellular region
Molecular function (GO): endopeptidase inhibitor activity; protease binding
Source: RefSeq, a predicted model, not a curated record